AUGAGUUCAUUGGGGGUUAUCCUCAUCCAUCACUAUAUGGUCGUAAAGAAGAAACAACAAACAACAGGUGCUCCUUUUGAGUUAAAGGAAAACAUUGCUGGUGUUACUGAUGUUCCAGCACCAGUUGUUGCAGAUAACAAGAAGAGCAGCAAAUCAAAAAAGGAUGAUAAGAAGACCACUACCGCCACCACUACUACUGCUGCUGCUGCUGCUGCUCCUCCAGUUGUAGCUGCUCCAGCCCCAGUUGUUGUUGCACCAACUCCAGUUGUUGUUGCUACUCCAGCUCCAGUUGCUGCUGCUGCUGCUGCCCCAGCUCCAGUUACUGAAAAGAAGGAUAACAAGAAGAAGAACAAUAAGAAGGAUUCAUCGGUUGUUGCUGAAUCAACCCCAGCACCAGUUGUUGCCGAAAAGAAGAAACCAGCCUUCAAAAAGGUAGUUCCACCACCAGUUGUUGCCACUCCAAAGAUUCAACAAAAGAAACAUAUCUUGCACUACCUCGACGUCGAUGAAGACAUGAACAACAGUCACUAUGACGACAAAUCAACAAGCGUCACUAAAAAGGAGGAAAAGAAGAUUCAAAGACAACAACAAGAAAAGGAGAGAUUGGAACAAAAGAAGAAGGCCAAGGUCAACUCGGUGGCCUCUGUCAAAAAGGAAAAGAAAAAGGAAGAGGAUCAAUUACUCGAACAACAACAAAAAAUAGUAAAGGAAGAAGGUGGAUGGUUAAUCGAAUUGAUGGAAUCUUUGGUCAAGCCAGGUGUUCCACAAGCCAUCUACAAGAUCAUUUUCCUUUCCAUCUUGGGUAUCCUCACACUCUCACUAUUUGCACUCUCUGCCAGUGGUCUUCCAAACAAGAACAUUUAUAUGAUUGUUUUGGCUGUUUUGGCCAUCGGUCUUGGUUUAUUGAUUGCUUUGUUCAUCAGUGAAUAUGCUAAUUCAAGAGGACAAGUCAUUCAAAAUUUAAAGACAAAUAAGAAAAAGAAUUAA
This is a messenger RNA of Cavenderia fasciculata, 987 nucleotides long. RefSeq lists its product as uncharacterized. The record is from RefSeq and is a predicted model, not a curated record. The transcript is spliced from 2 exons. Gene Ontology annotation, biological process: vacuolar proton-transporting V-type ATPase complex assembly. The coding region runs from base 1 to 987 and encodes 328 amino acids. NCBI's taxonomy places the organism in Eukaryota, Evosea, Eumycetozoa, Acytosteliales, Cavenderiaceae. Gene Ontology annotation, cellular component: endoplasmic reticulum membrane.